Messenger RNA from Chenopodium quinoa (quinoa), 1772 nucleotides. RefSeq names its product rust resistance kinase Lr10-like. Gene Ontology annotation, molecular function: ATP binding; protein kinase activity. Gene Ontology annotation, biological process: protein phosphorylation. The record is from RefSeq and is a predicted model, not a curated record. The coding region runs from base 187 to 1611 and encodes 474 amino acids. Lineage: Eukaryota; Viridiplantae; Streptophyta; Magnoliopsida; Caryophyllales; Amaranthaceae. The transcript is spliced from 4 exons.
CUCAAACAUACUAUAUAUACUUCAAACAUACUAAGACUGAUCUGAUCUGUUUCAUUGUUGAAUUACGAUCAUUUUUCAACUCAUCUUGCAAAUUAUAUUGUUGAGCUUCCAUUAUCAAAACAAAGUUACGUAUUAUCAUCUUGCAAAGCCGAGUUAGAACAAGACUAGGAGAAGCAAUGAGCUCUGAUGGGAGUCAGAGUGACCCAGCUAGUUCCUUUAGCUCCGCAGUUAUUGGUACCUAUCAAACCUCCCUUUGAAAGGCCUCGAAUAAAGUUGUUGGUUUAUUUACAAAAACUCCAAGUGAGAAACAAAUUUUUGUUUCUCACUAUGAGAAAUCAAGGCAUCCCCAAAAAAGCUUCGGUCGUUGUGAGUGCGAUUGCUACUAUAGCAAUAGUGAUUGCAAUAAUCUAUUGCUUAAAGAGGACAGGGGAUUCACUCCCUAAAUAUGCACAAGCUCAAUUGACCGUUGGACGUAACAACUCUAGCCAACAACAACAGAAUUACAAUUUUAAUAAUGAAGCAAACAUUACUUACGCAACCAUGGAGCGAUUCCUUGGUGACAUAGCACGAGAGCAGCCUACUCGAUUCUCAGCGACCGAGCUUACUCAGUGCACCCGAAACUUUACUAAGGUAUUAGGGUCGGGUGGAUUUGGUGUGGUGUACAAAGGAGAGUUUCCGAAUGGGAUUCAUGUCGCGGUAAAAGUUUUGAAAGAGAAUGUAAGUAAGAAGGUUGAAGAACAAUUCAUGGCAGAAGUAAGCACUAUGUGUAGAACAUAUCACAUUAAUCUCGUAAGGCUUUAUGGUUUUUGUUUCGAUCCAACAAUGAAAGCCUUAGUUUACGAGUAUAUGGAACAAGGAUCUCUUGAUAAUCUAUUAUUUCGUCGAACAAGUAAUAACAUUACGUAUGUAGCAUUGGACAAGUUACAAGACAUUGCAAUUGGUACGGCUAGAGGUAUAGCAUAUUUACAUGAAGAAUGCCAAAAGAGAAUCAUUCACUAUGACAUUAAGCCCGGGAAUGUACUAUUAGAUGCAACGCUAAAUCCGAAGGUGGCGGAUUUUGGACUAGCUAUGUUAUGCAAUCGAGAUAACACACACGUUGUUAUGUCAGGUUGUCGAGGAACACCAGGGUACGCUGCUCCAGAGUUAUGGACUCCCUACCCGGUCACUCACAAAUGCGAUGUUUAUAGCUUUGGAAUGCUUUUAUUUGAGAUUGUAGGGAGAAGAAGAAACCAUGACACUAAUCUUAGUGGGACUAGCCAAGAGUGGCUACCGAGGUGGGCGUAUGAGAGGUUCGACAAGGGAGAGUUAGCGGAGAUGUUGUCGCUUGUAGGUAUCGAAGAGGACGAUAAGGAGAAGGCAGAGAGAAUGGUGAAGGUGGCUCUUUGGUGCGUACAAUACUUGCCAAAUGCAAGACCUAUGAUGAGUUCUGUUGUAAAGAUGUUGGAAGGAGGGGUUUCUAUUGAUUCACCACCAAAUCCAUUUGCUCAUUUGCAGGAUAAUUUUGGAUUAAUUGGUGAAGGUGAUAGUAAUUCAUCAUCAACUAAAAGCACUUCUCCAUUAACCAAAUCUGAGAGCAGCAAUUUGGAGAUUCAAGUAGCCAAUACUUAUUGAUUGUUAUCAUUGUUUAAGCAUGUCUAAUUUUAUGUAAGUCUAUAGGAAUGAUUGAGAACAUAUGCACAAUUAUAAAAAACAAAAAAAAAAAAAGGUAUAGUACCCUACCAUAUCACCCUAUUCUUUUGGUGGUGUUUAAGGGUCUGUUCUGAUUUACUGAA